AUUGGACUGAACCGCACUGUCAUAAAGAAGACUGAAUUUACUUUGCCAGUGGGCACUCAUUUCUCCCUGAGUUGUCAUGGUAAUGACAAUGGCAACGUGACCUUGAAGACUUUGCCACUAUCACACAGGCGUUCCAAGGCAUGGAUUAAAGUCAAGGGGGCAACCAUUACCCAUACUGGAAGCUACAGGUGUUUCUAUGAUCAACGUCCAGAGCUGUAUUCAGAAGUGUACAUCUACAUCACCAAUGGUGACAUGUUCACGCCGAUGAGGGUUCAAGACGCUGGUUUCAAAAAAGAGGGUUCUGAUUAUCUCCUUGAUUGUUUACUGACGGACCCUCAAGCGACAGACUUUUCUCUCCGUCUGCUUAAUGGCAGUGCUUUACCCCACGACCUGAACUACACCACGGACCCAAAGAGAGGGAUUCUCAUGCGAUGUCUCCUACCCAGUCACAGCGGGAAGUACGUCUGCAGCGCCAACCUCCAUGGCACCAGAAGAGACUCUGAGGAAUACCACAUUAAGGUCGAAGCAAAGCUACACUCCCCACCAGGUGUGCAGAUUAGAGUCCUGCAGCCCAGUCAAGCAUUCCAACACAUUCUGGUUGUUGGGGAGAAGCUGGAGAUAGAAUGUGUUUGCACUAACCCCAACUAUGAAGCCCACAUCACCUGGACACAUACUUCUGGUCAAAAAAUGCGAGUCGAACAGUCCGUCCUGUCAGGUAAAGAAGUAAGGAAAAUCAGCAUCAUGACUAUCCCCUCUGUGAGUCUGUCUGACUCAGGCAACAUCACCUGCACUGGCGCCAAUGAGGCAGGAGCAAACUCCUCCACCACACACCUUCAAGUUGUAGCGGAGCCAUUCAUCAAACUCAUCCCUUUACUCUCCUCAAAGCCCGACAAUGGUGGUUUGGAUAUUAGCCUAAUAGAGGAGGGGAGUAUUGACCUGCGUGUCCAAAUCACAGCAUACCCCAUGAUUGAAGACCUCUGGUGGGAUACACCUGCGCCAGGCAAUGCAACAGAACAGACCUUGCUCAAAAUCGAGAAUGGAUACAAAAGUGUGCUGCUUCUGAGAAGUGUGACGGCAGAGGACGGAGGCCUGUACACUCUCCACACCAGGAGCGACCGAGUCAACGCCUCACUCAGUUUCAACGUCUCUGUCUGGUACAAACCAAGUGCUGUGGUUAGAUGGCAUAAUGGUUCUCUGACCUGUGUUGCCACUGGUUACCCUCUUCCCCUCUUAUACUGGUCUAGGUGCCCGGGGGCCCAAACCAUAUGUGACACAAACUCCAGUCUAGUGGGAGACAGCUAUUUUUCCCAGGCCUCUGUGGUGAAGGGAAGUGAAUCUGGGCGGGACCUGGUGGAGAGUGUUCUCCAUGUGAACCACUCAAGCAUCAGAAUGACUAUUGAGUGUAUAGCAGUAAACCUGGCUGGGGAGGACCGGGCCGCAAUGGCUUUUAGCCACUUUGUCACCAAUCCAGAUUUUCUAGUAUCCAAUCAUUUCACACCAACCCUUGUUGGUGCAUCAAGUUUAGUAGGACUACUGAUAAUCCUACUUGCAGUAGUUUUCUACAAGUACCAACAGAAACCUAAAUUUGAAAUCAGAUGGAAAAUAAUUGAGGUCAAUGAUGGGAACAACUACACAUUUAUGGACCCAACUCAGCUUCCAUACAAUGAGAAGUGGGAAUUUCCACGUGAAAGGCUAAGGCUUGGUCAAGUGUUGGGUACCGGGGCUUUUGGGAAAGUGGUGGAGGCAACUGCUGAUGGCCUAGGGACAGACGGAAACAUCAUCCGUGUGGCGGUGAAGAUGCUCAAACCCAGAGCCCAUUCAGAGGAGAGAGAGGCUCUGAUGUCAGAGCUGAAGAUUCUGAGUCACUUAGGAUCCCACAGCAACAUAGUCAACCUGCUGGGUGCUUGUACACAGGGAGGGCCGAUGCUGAUGAUCACAGAGUACUGUGGCCAUGGGGACCUGCUGAACUUCUUGCGCAGCAGGGCGGAGAUGUUUGUGACCUCUGUGUGGAGUGUAGCCAGCAUCUCCAGUGAGGCCACUCUCUACAAGAACAUCACUGACGACAACCGGGUCCGGAGCGACAGCGGCAUCUCCUGCUCUGGCUCUGACUACCAGGACAUGCUGAAGCCAAGGCACCAGUCACUGGGUUGCCACCCAGAAACAGACUCCGGACUCUUUGGCAUAGAGGACAUGCUACGAUUCUCCUAUGAUGUGGCUCAGGGCAUGGACUUCCUUGCGUCUCGUAAUUGCAUUCACAGAGAUGUGGCUGCUCGGAAUGUUCUCCUCACCGACUCCUGUGUGGCCAAGAUCUGUGACUUUGGGCUAGCCAGAGACAUAAUGAACGACUCCAACUAUGUGGUCAAAGGAAAUGCCCGCUUGCCGGUGAAGUGGAUGUCACCCGAGAGCAUCUUUGACUGCGUCUACACAGUGCAGAGCGACGUGUGGUCCUACGGGAUUCUGCUGUGGGAGAUCUUCUCUCUAGGUAAAAGCCCGUACCCUGAUAUAAUGGUGAAUUCCAGAUUCUAUAAACUGAUUCAAGAUGGAUAUCAGAUGUCUCAGCCAGACUUUGCCCCACCAGAGAUGUAUACCAUUAUGAAAAUGUGCUGGAAUCUGGAACCAACACAGCGUCCAACGUUCAGUACAAUUGGAGAACGUAUUGAACGGUUAUUCUCAGACCAACCUCAUCAAUACAGGAACUUAGAGCAGGCCCUUGAGGAGGCGGAGGGCGAGGAGCAAUGUGAGUGUGAGUCCACUGUGGCUUGUGAGGGGGUCCUUGAGCCGGACGCCGACCAUGAUGUGGAGGGAGAACCACUGAUGAAAAAUAACUACCAAAUAUGCUAACGGGAAAAAAAGAUUUAAUCCAUAUACUGUAAAGGGGACUGCACACACACACACACACACACACACACACACACACACACACACACACACA
This is a messenger RNA of Sardina pilchardus (European sardine), 2932 nucleotides long. It is a transcript of the gene csf1rb, whose product is annotated as colony stimulating factor 1 receptor, b. Gene Ontology annotation, biological process: regulation of MAPK cascade; cell surface receptor protein tyrosine kinase signaling pathway; protein phosphorylation. Gene Ontology annotation, molecular function: growth factor binding; cytokine binding; ATP binding. Gene Ontology annotation, cellular component: CSF1-CSF1R complex; signaling receptor complex; plasma membrane. The record is from RefSeq and is a predicted model, not a curated record. Lineage: Eukaryota; Metazoa; Chordata; Actinopteri; Clupeiformes; Clupeidae. The transcript is spliced from 20 exons. The coding region runs from base 253 to 2841 and encodes 862 amino acids.